Linum trigynum is the source of this 6648-nucleotide messenger RNA. Lineage: Eukaryota; Viridiplantae; Streptophyta; Magnoliopsida; Malpighiales; Linaceae. The record is from the annotation of a GenBank genome assembly.
UUACAAUAUGUGUGGGACUGGUUAGCGUGACAACCCCUAAGGGGGUUGUCAAUCUCGCUUCCCCCUUAAGUGUCGUCCGUCCUUCUAAUCCUCAAUUCUACGAUUCGAAAUGGGCAGGGUCAAAUAAGAGAAAUCCCACACUGGAUUGUGCUCCCCCUAAUUCGCUGACGUCUACCUUUUUUUGAAAAAGCAAAGAAAUCGGUGGGGGAGAGAAAUUAGCCACCCUCCCCGCCGAACCUUUCGUCUCCCCGCUUGUUCGUUCCUCCCCCAAAAUCUAUUUUCCUCCGUCUUCUCCCAACAUCACAAAAACUCCCCUUCUACAGUCUUGGAUAGUUUUUGGUUGUGGGUCUUGGUAGUUUCGCGUCCGGCGAAUACUUUCUUGGUUAGGGCAAAGGUAAGGUAAUUCAUGUAUGAUCAAAAACUUUUUGCAUGGUUAUUUGCGAUCGGUCUCCAUUGAUGCUUGGUUUGAAAUUUUGGUUUGCUAACCUAGUUUUGAUCUCCUUCUUUUUAAUGGCGGAGGCGAACCUCCUUCCGCCAUUCUGAUUUCUGCGUCCGUGAAGACAAUCAGCGGUGAGCUUUCUUUCCCCUUCUGGUUUUUGUUUUUCGGAUUCAACGUUGGAGUAAGCCACAUGCAAGCCUGUCUUUGUUGUUUGAUGUUUUUGUUUGUUGUUGGUAUGAUCCACAGGUAGUAUUAAGAAUAGUACCAAUGCAGAGGUAGUUUUGUAUUGGUACUAGUUUGAUUCGUUUUGGUCUGAUUUUCUGGUACUUUUUUCUGUACCAGUACCAUUAAUUUGGUACCACUAAUUGUCCCAACAUGUAGAAGUAGUACUGGUGCUUUUGUUUGUUGUUGGUAUGAUCUACCAGUACUAUUAAGAUUUGUACCUAUGCUACAGAUAGUUGUGGUACUGGUACGAGCUAGAUUCGUUUGUGGUAAGAUUUUAUGGUACUCUUCUUUUGGUAUCAGUACCACUGAUUUGGUAUCACUAAUUGUCCCAAUAUGUUGAAGUGAUACUGUGGUUUUCUUUUGGUACUGGUGUUUUUUAUUGGUACCACUAAUUGUCCCAAUAUGUAGAAGUGAUACUGGUGUUUUCUUUUGGUACUUUUCUAUUGGUACUGGUUUUUUCUAUUGGUACCACUAAUUGUCCCAAUAUGUAGAAGUAGUACUGGUGCUUUCUUUUGGUAUGAUUUUCGGGUACUUUUCUAUUGGUACUUUCCUAUUGGAACCAGUAGUAGUAUUGUACCAGCAGCAUUGUACAUUGCAGUAGUACUUCUAGUGAUACAAUCGGCUUGUGUUGUUGCAACAAUGGCCAGAACAAAGAUCCCAGCUAUAGCCUCCCAUGUAACACAACCACCUUAUGCAGGACUGGCCAAAACAAAGAUACCAGCUACAACAUCUGCGAAAAACAAACAACCUGCUGGUUAUGUUUCUCGGCAGGUAGCAGUCCACUUGGGGGAAUCUAGUGAUUCUGGUGUUGGGCCUAUUAAGAAACGGUUACGUGAUGAGGUAGCCAAGAGUUUCAGGAAGGAGAAGAAGCAACGGACUGCGUGAGGACAACCUUCACUGUUAACCGGAACAGGAGCUAUACCAACCAACGGCAAUCUGUAUAUACUGUUGGUGUGGUUCCUUGAUAGGACGGUAGACAGCUUGCAGCUUACAUUAGGUAUGCUCAAAUGGUCCAGAAAGCCAUUGAAGACCCGAGGAAAUUACUGGUAAAGCUACUGAUAUGCAAGAGGCACUACUACUUGGAUAUACCCAGGUGUCACAACAGUAGUAGGAAGAUUAGUUCAUGUAUGUUUGUAACUAUGAACAAGUUUGUUGUGGUGUUUGUUUGCUUUAAUUUGAUCUUGGACAAAGUAUUGUUCCUUACAUUGGCACAAGGGUUUUUUUGUUGGAUUGUGAGAAUUAAGUACCUUAUUACUAGUUAUUUUAAAUACAAAUUUGGGCACAUGAACCAGCACGUUGUUAUUACUAGAAUUAAGUACCUUGCAUUAGCACAAAUGAACCAUCACGUUUUGCUCAUGGAAGAGGCUUUUCGUCAAGAGUUGUUGUAGCAGUUAAGAAGAAAAGGUCAUACUUCCCCGAACCAUUUGUUUUUUACUUUGGAGGUGAGUCCGCCUGGUAGCAGUACAGUUGCAAUGCUAUGGAGUGGUACCAGUACGAAUCAUACUGGUACCAAAUUAGUGGUACUGGUGUCAUUUUUUGGUACUGGUAUUAAAGCAGUGGUACUGGUGCCCAUCUAGCAGUCCUGGUACCAAUAUAGUGGUACUGGUGCCAUUCUAGCGUUACAGGCACCAAAUCAGUGGUACUGGUACCAUCCUAGUGGUACUGGUGCCCUUUUUCACACAACAAUAUUUGUACCAAUAGUAAAACGGUACAAAUGCAAAAGAAGUUGUAACGACACCAGUAAACCCUACUGCCAUUGCUGUCGUCCACACCGUCGUUAACAUCAACGCGAUUGCCGGAAUGCGGCACGAACUCGUUGUUGUUCUCCACGUCGAGUCCACAUUGGACGUUUUCUGUGUUUUUGUACCAUCCAGGAUGAUCUUCGUUCAACGCCUCCUCCACGUCCAAAACGUCGUCAAGGUCCACCAUGCACACAUCGGCGCCAUUCACCGCCGGAUCCGUCUGCUAAAAGUCGCAGUCCUAUAUAUCCUCGUCGUUGAUUGUCAGUGGGACGUUCAGGCCGAACCCAAAUAUACACUUAGAUUUGACUUCUCCCCAUUAACUGGCAUCGUCGUUGCUAAUGUAGUCAUCCAUGGUGGUGGCGGGCGUUGCGUGGCUGGUAUCUUCCAUAGCUAGAUGAGGGGUUUGGUUUGAUGAGGGAGAAGUCAGAAAUGUAAGGGAAAGAGUCACGUCUGUUCCGCUCCCCAAAUCUCGUCCCCUCAAUCACGUUCCCGGAUUCUCUCCACUCAAUUAAUUUUCUGGUUAAAUUAUUAGAAUAUUGUGCUUACUAAAAAGCCCUUCUUGUAAUUCUGGUCGCUAGAUGAAUAAGAAGAACGGACGACAUUGAGGAGGGAAGCGAGAUUGACAACCUCCUUAGGGGUUGUCACGGUAGUCGGCCCCGUAUUGAACGUUUAAUAUAUUUUUACUAUGUGAAGUACUAAAUAAAUGAUAAAAAAGAGAUGGUUCUAUAUUAAUACUACUAUUAAACUAAGAACCAGAGUACUAAUUGAAUUUUAGCUAACUAUGCGUACAUAUUUGUGACAUCCACGUCAACAAGUGUCAACAAAGCACUACGAUGAAAAAGAUCGACUGUUAGAAUUAAUAGUCAACCAAAAAGAUAGUCGAAACAUAUCCAUCAAUUUAAAAUUCAUAAAGAAAAUAAAUUUCAUAAAUUCUAGUCCAAAAUUAUCCAUAAAUGAUACCAACUGGAUCCGAAUUCUAGGCACAACAAAGCGCGACAACAAAUCUAAUUUCUAUAAAGAAAACCUUGACAUUGUCGCUCUUCUUUUCAUCGAAUUGAUGUCUGGAACUGGAGUGGGAAUGCUCCAUUUCCGGUAUCUCCUUUCUUCGUAGUAGCUGAAGAAUCUCAGCUUGUCCAAUCUCCAAGAUUUGGAGUCGCCCAGUAAUCUCCAUGAAGUUACCUUCCAAUAGUCGGACAUCACCGUGCAAGGUUUGUUUAACAGCCUCUUAACGGCUUUGGAGGGUGUCUUCAGUGGCGGAGGCAGCAUUUCAAACCACCUCUGUCCUCUUUUCAUAACUUAAAUAUAUAAGUAUCUGAUAAAAGAAUUAUUUAAUAAAAAAUAAUUAUAUCCAAAUAAUUCAUUCAUAAAUUAAAAAUAAUCAAUUAUACUAUCAUACUUUUCAUAGACAACUAUGGAGGAAUUUCAUAUAGUGAAAGAAGCACAAAAACAUUCGUUGUCUACACUAUUAUAUAAGUCUCUUUCAAUGUAUCUUACUAAACAAGUAUUAGCAAACUGGUCGCCGAAUCGAUUUAGGAACUUAUUCUUAAUAUAACUCAAAGCUGAAAAUGCUCUUUUUACACUUGCCGUUGUAAUUGGUAGAUCAAAACUAGUGGGAUUGCCAUUGUCGCUAGACAAUUUCAGGGUUGUUGGGGAUAGAUCGAAUAGGCAUAAGGAGAAAAGAGACUCGAUUAGUUCUUUUAUUGCAAUUGGAAUUUCGUUUAUUAUAUAAUAAAUUAAUUUUAUGUCAAUUUUGGACAAGUAAUGAGUUUGUUGUAGUGACAAAAUACUCUAAUACUACCUAUACGUGUUGUGUUCCAUCACUAAUAUAAAUAUAUAUGGCGUAUUUUUGUUCCACCAAAAUGUACCCCUGUCCCGGGACUAGGCCAGCCAAAAGACCCUGCCUCCGCCACUGGGUGCCUUCCAAGAUUUCAAUAUUCUCUUUGGUGGCAGCUUCCGCUACACGGGUGGUGGUUGCCGGGUGGAUUCGUCAUUGUCUCUGAUACCAGAUGUUGGUACCGUUGUAUAAACAAUGUAAUUUGUUCUUUUUCUGGCGAGAACUAACCAAUUUGGGAAACUCACGUUUAAUGAUAAUUCACUACCCUUUCUUAUUCAUUUAGACUCCUUUAAAUAGGAGGAAUGAUCCUAAUGCAUAUGGGUGUUAGAGAUCCCCACCAAUCUUAUAAUAUUUCCAAAUCAAAACAAUCAAAUCUCCUACAAUCACUCAAGGUGAUCCGAGUCUAGUAACCAACAAUGAAACAAACACAUCUAAGGGAAAUAAAUCCGAGAUAACGAAAAAUUGACUAGCUACGUCCUACUUAGAAGAAAAUUUGAGACUCCUAGUGACAUUUAGCCACGCAAGGACUUGCAUGGACUUCAUGACCCAGAUGCAAAUUUACCUUCAAGGCCCGAUUUUAUCGUCAAUAUUCCUCCAAAGUUUCAUUUCUUCAUUUGGCAUUGUCUCAUGGUUAUCCUUUGCACUCUAUAUGCUCUCAGAUCUCGAGGAGUGAAUUUCCAUGUCUGUUAUCACGUUUGCUGGAAGCGCCGAGAAAUCAUUGAACAUCUUUCCAUUAGAUGUCCCCUAAUGAUCAGUCUCUGGUCUCUAGCGGGUUUAGAAGAAAAUCUUCAUUCAGCCCCAAUAUUCCAUUUUAGUCUCUAUCUUUUCAUUAGAUGUCCCCUAGCGAUUAGUCUCUGGUCUCUAGCGGGUUUAGAACAAAAUCUUCAUUCAACCCCAAUAUUCCAUUUUAGUCUCUAUUGGCGGUGGUUUUCGAGUUCACUGAACCACUCGUUCAUGUUCUUGCUGUCAACUUUCCUUUCAAGUCCGAGAAUUUUCCCUAUUAUUCCUUCCCCUUCCUACUGUUGUCUCCCUUCCUCCAACUUGGUGUCCGCCACCUCUGAGAUUCGUGAAGAAUAUUUUUGACGAUGUUGUUCGCCAUGAUAGUUGCUUUUUUUGGAUUGGUUGUUCGGGACUCGAACAGUUACCCACUUUUGGCAACAUGGUUCCUCCACUUUGAGAUUUCCGAUCCCUAUAUUGCAGAGCUUCUUCUAGCUCGAGCAGCCAUUUCCCUAUGACUAGACCGUUAGAUUGCCAAGGUGCUGAUUGAAGAUGACUAUGAGAUUCUCAUUGGGUUAAUACCGUAUUUUGGCCCGAAGUAUUACCAUAUAAUCAACUUUGGCUCGUGGUUUCAGAAAUUAACAUCCUGGCCUCAACUAUCCAGCAUAUAGACUCAAUUGGCCGGACGCGUGCUUUGACCGUCAAUUUGGACGGUCAACAGUCCAACUCACUGCCACGUCAGCACCGAAUAAAUAAAAAAUUCGAAUUUAAAAUUAUUUUUAAUAAAUCAUUAUUAUAAUAAUAAAAUAAAAACCAUGUAAAAAUUAAACAAAAUUGGGACGAGAUUUUGAUAGGAUUCUAUGGUUACUUUUUCCCCCAGAUUUCUGGUUACUAAAACAUACGUUUAUUUAAUCUCUCUCGAUUCAAUUCCCAAUUUCAGCUUCUUCUCUAUCUUUGAAUUACUUUUCCUCUCUCAAUCCCUCAAGAACAAGCUCCUCAAGAAUAAGAACAGAAAAACAACUCUGCAUCUCCCUCUCCCUUUUGUAGAUCUCAGAAUUUCAAAAUUAAGCAAUGGCUGUCAGCACCUCACCAAUCGGAUUCGAAGGAUUCGAGAAGCAUCUCGAGAUAUCCUUCUCGGAGGCGCAGAUUUUCAAGGACCCCAACGGACUUCUACGCGCCUUGACUCGCCCCCAGAUCGACUUGUUCCUCGACGCGGCCAAGUGUUCCAUCGUCUCGAGCCUCUCCAAUGACAAGCUCGACUCGUACGUCCUCUUCGUGUUAACUGGCAGAGUGGGAAGCUUGGACCAGAGCCCAGUGGUGGGUUCGAAGACGGUGAGCCGGUAGUUGGGCCUUGUCGAUACUUGGCAAAGCUGGAGGUUUGGUGGUGCUUCGUCGGUCGAUCCGAGCCUUGAUGAAGACGAAGAGGUUCUGGACGGUGGAGGAGAGCUUUCGGAGGCAGGGAAGUCCGGGAAAUGGAACUCGAAGUUUAGGACUUGCAGACAGCGGCGGAGGAGGGGAAUUGGGGGAAUUUUAGGAGGAAUGGGUUUUGAUUUGUUAAUUAGGGGAAGAGAGUCUCCGAUUGGGGGACUGGGUUUUCGAUCAAAGCAUCAUCUAAAUUCCAAAGGCUUUUUUUGUAAAUUUUUUUCAUUUUUAUCAAAGUUAUUUUAUUAUUAUAAAAUCAUAUAUUAAAA